AUGUUCAAGAAGGGGUACGGGUUCGUCGGCAGCGCGGAUGGCGGCGGCGACAUUUUCGUGCACAUCAAUAAUAAUCCGAACCUGGGCAGCAUCAAGAUGGGUGCAGCAGUUCAUGUGAGGGUUGUGGAGUCUGCUGGUGUCAGGCGCUAUGGCGUGGAGCUGACUAUGGCGGAGGGGGUAACAGGCCAUCGACGUUACAACAUAUCCAGCGUUUUUGCUGGCAAUGAGCAGAAGCUGGAGGACGAGACUGCUGGCACCAAGCGCUUCGGCGUGGAGUUGGCGUUGGCAGAGGAGGAACUGACGUUCAUCUUCCGGGAGCUUGUGCAGCUCAUGUGGGACGGCUUCUUCGACGGCCUUGACUUCCGCAAG
Messenger RNA from Prorocentrum cordatum, 369 nucleotides. The record is from the annotation of a GenBank genome assembly. Lineage: Eukaryota; Dinophyceae; Prorocentrales; Prorocentraceae.